Molecule: messenger RNA, 2459 nt
Organism: Aplysia californica (California sea hare)
Lineage: Eukaryota; Metazoa; Mollusca; Gastropoda; Aplysiida; Aplysiidae
Product: probable splicing factor, arginine/serine-rich 7
Exons: 17
Coding region: 221-2134 (637 amino acids)
Cellular component (GO): nucleoplasm
Molecular function (GO): RNA binding
Source: RefSeq, a predicted model, not a curated record
CCAUCACUAACGAGGACGCCGCUGUCAAACGACGUUAGCCAGAAGUCGAUAGUACGAAAUAGGAACAAUAGACUUUAAAAAAUCUUUCGAGAUUUUGGAGGGUUAAGGUCCCAACCUAGAUUUAGAUAUAGAUCUAGAAUCUAGAUCUAGAUCUAAUUCUCAAAUGAAUCCUGCAUGAAAUAGAAAAGGAAAGGAUAAAUCUUGUUCUGGAAGUGAAAAGAUGUCCGACAGGCUUGAGACGCGUGUGAUUCAAGUCACAAAUGUAGCUCCAAGCUGCACCAAGGAACAGCUGAGGACACUGUUCAGCUACUUGGGGCGUGUAAAGGAACUUCAGAUGUACCCUCCUGAGUCCAUCGAUGCUUCUAUUGUCACAGCUAGAGUGGCAUACAUUGAGUUCGAGGAUGCCACUACCACAGGGGUAGCUUUACACCUGAGCAGCACAGUUUUUGUUGACCGUGCCCUCAUGAUUGUUCCUGUAAUGGAUGGGAAGAUACCAGAUGAAAGUACUGCUUUGCAGCUGACACCACAAGCCGUGGCGGGAAUGCUGCCAGGUCAACCUACCUGGCCAGCAAAUGUUGUCAGUCAAGUUACUGGAACUGGCUCAAAUCAAGUGAUCACAACAAAUGAUCCUAGGCUGACUUCGCUUGGACUUCCGCAGUAUCCUCCUUUGCCAGCCUCUACAGAUGCAAAUGUGAUUGAGGAGAUAAGGCGCACAGUUUAUGUCUCUGAUCUGGAACCAAAGGUGACUGGAGAAAUGCUGUUAAAUUUUUUUUCGCAAGUUGGAGAGAUCAAAUAUGUGCGACUGGCUGGGGAUGAGCAUGCUGGUGCUCGUGCUGCUUACAUAGAGUUUACCGAUCAAAGAUCUGUUGCUCAAGCUCUCACUUACAACAAUGUUGUUUUCAAAGGACGAACGAUGAGUGUGCAACAUUCUAAAGCAAGUAUCAUUAAACCUCAAGGUAAAGCCAGCGAAGCCUCUCAGCGUGAGAUUGAUGAGGCCAUGAAAAAAGUCAAAGAAGCCCAGAAGUUGAUUUCAGCUGCUGCUGCUGAACCAAAAAAAGAGGAUGCACAAUCCCCACCAAGAAAAAGGUCGAGAUCCAAGUCAAAGGCUCGCAGCCGCUCUGCUUCUCGAUCUCGGCGGUCUCGCUCGCGAUCAAGGGGAGGCCGUCGUCGUAAGUCAAGGUCCAGGUCACGGAGGAGGUCAAGAUCAAGGCAUAGGUCUCCUCGUCGAUCCCGGACGCCUGUUAAAAGACGAAGAUCUAGAUCAAGGGGACGAGCGGGCCCCCCUGCUCCUCCAGUAAGGCGCUCUAGAUCUCGUGAACGUCGGCGGUCCCGCACACGAUCUCCGGUUCGGCGAAGGCGCUCUCGCUCAAGAUCAAGGAGAAAAUCUAGAACACCGCCGCGAUCAUAUAGCAAGCGCUCUCGGUCAAGGAGUCGUAAGAGAUCUCGGUCCCUCAGCCGCAAAAGAAGCAAAUCCAGGGAUCGAAGAGCAAAAGAAAAAAAGAAAAGUCCGUCUCUGUCCCCUCCCCGCUUAGAGCGAAAUGGAUCUAUUCCGACCAAGGAUGAUGAUAAGGAUGAGUCUUUCUCGAAACAUGACAGCAGCCCAAAGGCCAGCACAGAUGAAGGGGAAAAUAAACCGAGUGCUAAUGUUGAGGAAGAUAAUGGCAAAGCUAGCGCAAAAAAGAGGUCCCCAUCCCCAGUCAAGCCCAGACGAAGAAGUCCUUCACCUCGUAAACGCAGUCGGUCUCGCUCUCCAAGUCGACGAACCAAAAGGAGGAGACACACAAGGUCCCCAAGUCCAAAGAAACGAUCCCGUUCCCGUAGUGGCUCAAGACACAAGUCCAAAAGAGAUCGCAGCAAAAGAAGCCGCAGCCGAGAUCGUGAUAGGGACAGAAAGCAUGAGAGCAAGAAAAAGUCGACUCGUGACAAGGAUGAUAAAAAAAAAGAAUCAAGCAGUUCUUCAAAGAUAAAAAGGGAUUAUGAUGAAGAAGAAAAAGGGUUUGCAAGUGGGAGUGAGAAAGAAAGAGAGGCAAGUGACAGUGCCCGAGCCCACUCUCACAGCAGUUCCCCACCUCAGCUGCACUCCAUGGAGAAGGACACUGAUCAUCAGACUGUGGACAUGGAUAUGAGUGACUGAAUCUAGGAGCCUGUGCUGUUUGCAUUUGUUUCUAGCUUCUCACUCGUACCUUUGUACUUUCUUAGAUUUCUAUUUGAACGACAUGAUAUGCAGAUGAAGACCAGUGCUUUUUCAGAGAAUGAAAUUAAGAACUUUUUAAAAUUUUAGUUUAAACAAAAUCUUUAAUUUUGUAGGAAUUUAUAAAAAGCUCAAUGCAUUACAGCCUAAGGGUCUGGACAGGAAGUCUGUAUUCCCAAAUCCUAAACAAGGGGAAGGAAUACAAACAUUUAAAAAACACAUUUUUAAAAUGCUAAACAAAUUCCCAAAAUCCUUUAAAGAAUAAAAA